Molecule: messenger RNA, 906 nt
Organism: Penaeus indicus
Lineage: Eukaryota; Metazoa; Arthropoda; Malacostraca; Decapoda; Penaeidae
Exons: 16
Coding region: 71-541 (156 amino acids)
Source: RefSeq, a predicted model, not a curated record
GAACUCUGUUGAGUGUGAAGACCUCUCUCUUCCCAGAAUCUCUCGCCGCUUCGGAAAUCAAGUCUUCAAAAUGAGGCUGUCAUUCUGGCUCCUUCUUCUGGUGUCUGUCAUGGGCGUGUGUUCCGCCGUGCCUUUGACAGGCAACGGGAGAGGGAAAGAAAUAAACGGCAGAAGCGGUUCAGUCGAAAGCUCCAGCACAGAAGAAGAAAAUUCACCUGAGAGCAGUGAAAGCCCGGAAUCCCCUGAGGAAAGUAGCAGCGACGAGACUUCCGAAGAAGAUGAAAGCCCGGAAUCACCUGAGGAAAGUGAAAGCCCGGAAUCACCUGAGGAAAGGAAGAAGGGCGGAAGUAACAGCGAGAGUGAAAGCCCGGAAUCACCUGAGGACAGUGAAAGCCCGGAAUCACCUGAGGACAGUGGCAGUGACAGCAGUCCUUCCAGUGAGAGCACUGGCGACAGCGCUGCUUCCACAAAGAAAAGGAUCGGCGCAGCACAUGAUCUCGAUCUCAACAAACUGAGGAGGCCUGUCCUCAAGAAAGCCUAAGAUGCCUCCUCUUCUGGCCGCGUGGCACCGACCCCGAUGCCAGAACACCGCCAGAGAGCCUCACACCCUUACGUACCCGAAGUUCUAAAUAGGAUUCAAUCCCGACAUCAUUUUGCAAAUCAGUGAAUGGUCUAAUGAAUAUGCAAAUAAACAAGUGGAAAUAAAUCAAGAAUAAAGAAAGGUAGCAUUUACGCAUCGGUGGAAGGUGCCCAAAUAUUGAGAAAUCUUGACAACGACCUUAAGAAUCUUUCAUUAUUUUCAACUGUUUUUUGGUUUAUCUUAUUGUGCACAAAAUCUAUUGUUGUUCAUUAAAUAAAUGAACUGGAUCCACUUUUCUGAAAAUAUGAAAUAAAUUGAUGAAUAGC